CAGAAACCAGUUUACCCUUUGAUAAUCUUACUAUCAACCUGAAAUGGCGAGCUCAGAAUCAAGAGGCGCACAUAUCUUAGUAUUCCCAUAUCCAGCACAAGGUCAUAUGAUACCACUGUUAGAUCUCACUCAUCAACUUUCUCAUCAUCAUGCUGGUAUAACCAUCACCGUACUCAUCACCCCCAAAAAUCACCAUAUCCUUAAUCCUUUGCUCACCAAAAACCCUGCUAUAGAAACACUCAUCUUACCUUUUCCAGAUCAUCCACUAAUACCUACAGGCAUAGAAAAUGUUAAAGAUCUUCCAGCAGGUUCAUUUCUUGCUAUGAUGUGCGCUAUGCAUAAACUUUACGAUCCUAUAAUCGAAUGGUUCAAAUCUCACCCUUCACCACCUGUUGCCAUCAUCUCUGAUUUCUUCCUAGGUUGGACAUACCAUCUUGCUUGUGAGCUUGGUAUCCCUCGUAUUGUUUUCUCUCCUUCCGGGGCUUUGGCUUUAGCUGUGAUUGAUUCACUGUGGCGUCGCCUACCAAAGACUGAUGAUCCUGAUCUCUUGAUUUCUUUUCCUGAGAUUCCCAACUCCCCGAACUACCCAUGUCGGCAGAUCUCUCCUGUUUACAGAAGUUACAUUGAAGGAGACCCGGUUUCGGAAUUCCUUAAAGAUAGUAUGCGUUCAAAUCUUAAGAGUUGGGGAAUCGUCAUUAACACGUUUACUGAGUUGGAAUCGAGUUACUUGGAUUACAUGACUGAAGAGGGUCAUUAUGAUCGAGUUUGGGCUGUCGGACCGUUGCUUCCUUUUGGUUCUGAUGGGCCCGGGAAAGACAGAGGUGGGUCCGGUUUAGCGCCCGACGAUCUUGAUCUUUUCUCAUGGAUCGACACGUGUCCCGAUAAUUCGGUGGUGUAUAUCUGUUUUGGCAGCCAAGCGGUUCUCACAAACGAGCAAAUGGCAGGAUUGGCUGCUGGGUUAGAGUGCAGUGGGGUUCGCUUUUUAUGGUGCGUCAAAGAGCCUACGUUAGGACACGUAGGCGGUAAAUACGGUGUUAUCCCCCACGGAUUCGAAGAUCGGAUGGCCGGUAGAGGAAAGGUGAUCAGGGGAUGGGCCCCACAGCUGCUGAUACUAAAUCAUCGAGCUGUUGGGUCGUUUAUGACUCAUUGCGGGUGGAACUCGGUUCCAGAAGGACUCAAUGCAGGUGUGGUGAUGUUAACAUGGCCGAUGGGUGCUGACCAAUUUUCUAAUGCGACACUAUUGGUUGAUCAGUUGAAAGUUGCGAUCAGAGUUUGUGAAGGGUACGGAACGGUUCCUGACUCAGUUGAACUGGGUCGGCUAGUGUUUGAUUCAAUUAGUAAGAAUCGAACUGAGAGGGUUCGAGCUAUAGAGCUAAGCAAGGCGAGCACUGAUGCAGUUAAAGAAGGGGGAAGUUCAUUCAAAGACUUGGACAGACUGGUCAAAGAUUUGUGUGGGUUUAGCGUGAAUUGAUACUUCAAAUAUAGUGUGAUAAAUGAACCGUAAGAACUAAGACGUGAAUCCUGAAAACAUGAUGCAAUGUUCGACUAGGCAUGCUUAUCUAUCCGGUGUAUUAUAGUGAAAUGCAGUACGUUUUAUUUUGAAUAGAUAUUGUGGUUAUUUUACUUUUGAGUGUUCAAUUUUUCAAGAGUAACAUUUUCAUUGUG
Messenger RNA from Papaver somniferum (opium poppy), 1665 nucleotides. Its product is annotated as UDP-glycosyltransferase 89B2-like. Gene Ontology annotation, molecular function: UDP-glycosyltransferase activity. Lineage: Eukaryota; Viridiplantae; Streptophyta; Magnoliopsida; Ranunculales; Papaveraceae. The record is from RefSeq and is a predicted model, not a curated record. Bases 44 to 1471 code for a protein of 475 amino acids. The transcript has a single exon.